Messenger RNA from Trifolium pratense (red clover), 1093 nucleotides. Its product is annotated as F-box protein SKIP23-like. Bases 1 to 1074 code for a protein of 357 amino acids. NCBI's taxonomy places the organism in Eukaryota, Viridiplantae, Streptophyta, Magnoliopsida, Fabales, Fabaceae. The transcript has a single exon. The record is from RefSeq and is a predicted model, not a curated record.
AUGGCGGUGGCAACAAACUGGUCAGAACUUCCAAAGGAUCUUCUUGAUCAGAUAUGGGAACGACUCGACAACGAAAUUGAUCUGAUUCGCUUCCGAUCAAUUUGUUCGCAUUGGCGCUCUUCCUCCAUCCCAAAUCGCCACUCCAUUGUAAUCGUCAAGUUUCCACUCCCCAAAAAUAUUCUUCCUGAUCUCAACAUCAAAACUUCAUUCUGUCACCUCUCCAAACGCAAAACCUUCCUCAUCAAACCACCACCACAACAAACCCUAGCUCGUCCAUGGUUGAUGAGAUUCACUCAAAUUUCAAGGGGCAAAAACAAACUCAUUCAUCCACUUUUCUCAUAUGACUCACCUUCAACCAAUUUUCAUUUGCCUCAACUUAUUGAUUUCAACAAACUCUCUGUCCUACAUUUAGUUACUGAUUUCAUCUUGGACGAUGAAUUUUGCUCUAAAUUUGAUCUUGAUCUCCCUAAAAAGGUGAUUUCCGUUGAAAAACAAUCUCUAGUUCUUGGUGUAUCACAAAAGUCGGUGCUGUUCCGUUCCAGAAAUCAGCGUUGGAGGAAGAUCUUGAAUUUCUCAAUCACUGAUGGAGACAUCUGUGUGUUUAAAGAGAGGUUUUACGCGGUUGAUAGAUUUGGUAGGACAUUUACGGUUAGACCGGAUUCAACAGUUGAAUUAGUGGCUGAACUUGAUGAUUUUGGUGGGAAUAGAAAAUUGUUUGUGGAGAGCGAGGGUGAGUUGUUGUUAGUGGACAUGCACAUGCACGAGUCUUCUCGUUUAAGGAUCGAGGUGUUCAAGCUUUGUGAGAAGGAGAAGAAGUGGAUUAAGCUGAAGAAUUUAGCGCGGAAGGUUUUGUUCUUGGGGCAUGGGUGUUCGUUUUCUGCGUCUACUUUAGAUUUGGGUGUUUCCAAAGGAAAUUGUGUCAUCUUUAUUGAUGAUGCCUUCCUCUCCUUUAUGGAUUUACAUGGUGGGAAAUGUGUUUUCCAUUUGGAUCAAGGCCGGCUUUCGCCCAUGUCUCAUUAUCCCGAAUAUUUCGACUUGUUCUGGCCACCUCCGGAUUGGAUCUUCAAAAGUUGAGGAUGUUAUCUUGCAUUGA